Molecule: messenger RNA, 999 nt
Organism: Lolium rigidum
Lineage: Eukaryota; Viridiplantae; Streptophyta; Magnoliopsida; Poales; Poaceae
Product: tuliposide A-converting enzyme 2, chloroplastic-like
Exons: 1
Coding region: 1-999 (332 amino acids)
Molecular function (GO): hydrolase activity
Source: RefSeq, a predicted model, not a curated record
AUGGAUCCGGACACGGAGGUCGACUUCGACUUCUCGCCCUUCCUCGUGCGCUACAAGAGCGGGCGCGUCCACCGCCUCAUGGGCUCCUUCAGAGCCAGCGCCGGCAUGGAUGCCGCCACCGGCGUCACCUGCAAGGACGUCCUCAUCGACGCUGACGCCGGCCUCGCCGCGCGGCUCUACCUGCCCAAGGGCGUCCCGGCCUCCAAGAAGCUCCCAGUCCUCGUCUACUUCCACGGCGGCGCCUUCGUCGUCCAAACCGCCUUCUCCGCCGUCUACUACCGCUUCCUCAACGCGCUCGUAGCCGCGGCGGGCGUCGUCGCCGUGUGCGUCGACUACCGCCUCGCGCCCGAGCACCCGCUGCCGGCCGCCUACCACGACGCGUGGGCCGCGCUCCGCUGGACCCUGUCGAGCUGCUCGUCCGCUGGGAAGGAGCCGUGGCUGGCCGAGCACGGCGACGCCGCGCGCAUCUUCGUCGCGGGCGACAGCGCCGGCGCCAACAUCGCGCACAACGUGGCGAUGAAGGCCGGCAGCGCCCGGAUCGAGGUCGAGGGGAUGGCGCUCCUGCACCCCUACUUCCGCGGCAGGGAUCUCCUGCCGUCCGAGGGCACGAACCCCAGGCUCGCGCGCGCGGAGCGUGGAGAGGAGACGUGGGCCUUCGUGUGCGCCGGGAGGUACGGGAUCGACCACCCGUUCAUCAACCCGCUGGCGAUGCCGGCGGAGCAGUGGGCGAAGCUCGGCUGCCGGCGAGCUCUGGUCACCGUGGGGGACCUCGACACGCUGCGGGACAGAACCCGGAGGUACGUGGAGACGCUGAGGUGGAGCGCGUGGGGAGGCCAGGAGGCGCUGCUGCACCAGACCAACGGCGAGGGGCAUGUCUACUUUCUCGAGAAAUCCGGCCAGGGCCACAAGGCGGACAAGGAGAUGGACGCCGUCGUCUCCUUCAUCAAAGGAAGACACGAUGGAUUCAUUCUAGGAUCCACCUGCUCAUCGUCCUUGUGA